AUGAUCGCCAGCCAAGCAGGUGCAACGAUCCGUUUCCCAGGCUUCACAUCUCGCACUGAUCAGAUCUUCGUGCGCGACGGGAUCCCAGAAUCUUCAGAGUCAACCUCGGUCUCAAAUGGUAGUCCCGUCAAGACCCUCAUAAUCUUCGCCUGGGGCGACGCGCAGCCCAAGAACAUCACAAAAUACGCCGACGGCUUCCGCACCCUCCACCCGUCCGCCAAACAGAUCGUUGUGCUGUCUCCAAUCUACAAGGCGUUAUGGCGCUCGAUGGCGCAGCGCGUGGAGGCCAUGAGCCCGAUUGUAGACGAGGUCUUCCCGCCAACUGGCAAGAGCGAAGCCGAGCAGGAUCAUGACGGCUCCGGCGUCCUGAUCCAGGUCAUGUCCAACACGGGCGGAAUCGCUUACGCUGCAGCCCUUCACGCGUACCGAAAUCGAUACGGCCGCCCAUUCCCACAUAGGCUCGUUGUCCUUGAUUCCACGCCCGGAAGCACAGAUCUCACCUUCGCCAAUAUGCGCAGGUUCGCGCUGGCCAUGGCGCUGGGCACGGCCAAAUUCUUUCCCUGGCCGUUUUGCGUCACAAGAGGUCUCUGGGCAGUCUUUCUCUACGUGCUCAACCUCAUCGAGAAGAUUCUGGGACGGACAAGCGCCGGUGCAGAGAGUGUGAAGGUAGUUGGAAACCCGGAGCUGGCGAGUUUGGAGACCAAACGGCUCUACCUUUAUGGGAAGGAGGACCAGAUCAUUCUGUGGAGUGAUAUUGAGGCCCACAUUGCCGAGUCCCGGCGAAAGGGGUGGGAGGUACAAUAUAGGGUGUUUGAGGGCAGCGGGCAUGUUGAGCAUAUGAGGAAGCAUCCGGUUGCUUAUUGGAAGGCGAUCAAGGAGGCGUGGGAGGAUGCCACCGGCACUGCGUAG
Aspergillus nidulans FGSC A4 is the source of this 909-nucleotide messenger RNA. RefSeq names its product TMEM53 family protein. Lineage: Eukaryota; Fungi; Ascomycota; Eurotiomycetes; Eurotiales; Aspergillaceae. Bases 1 to 909 code for a protein of 302 amino acids. The record is from RefSeq and is a predicted model, not a curated record. The transcript has a single exon.